Molecule: messenger RNA, 2879 nt
Organism: Aspergillus sclerotioniger CBS 115572
Lineage: Eukaryota; Fungi; Ascomycota; Eurotiomycetes; Eurotiales; Aspergillaceae
Product: putative disulfide isomerase
Exons: 4
Coding region: 281-2479 (732 amino acids)
Cellular component (GO): endoplasmic reticulum
Molecular function (GO): protein disulfide isomerase activity
Source: RefSeq, a predicted model, not a curated record
CAUCUCCUUCUCUCCCACACGUUUGUCCUUCCUGCACUUUGAGGGCCUGCGGAUCUCUCCGCAGCAGUCUCUGCGCCCGGUUCAUCUUCUAAGCAACCGACUGGCUGAUCUCUCCACCAAGGGGCUCUUUCAGCGCGUCUCUGGGCGAUUCUAGACCGUCGUUAGUCCAAUGUGCCACCUGUGACGCCCGCUCCUGACUUAUUCGACGGCUCCUUUCCCCAUUCAACCGUCUUUCUUUUAGUUAUACAUUCAAGGUUCCAGACCUUGCACUGCAGCCAGCAUGAGGGUUUCUUUGCUGGCGUGGUCCCUUCUCUCUCUCGUCUCUAUUCCGACCUUAGCCGCCCCAUCUAAUGAUGUCUCUCCGAGCCAUCACCUCGUAAAGAGAGACGGGCCUUCCGACGCGAAGUCGGAGUUACAGUCAACCACCUUCAAUGGCAUCGAGGUUCCGCCGAUUAAGGCCUUGGGACCUGAUAACUUUGAGGAAACGGUCAAGGACGGUUACUGGUUUGUGAAACAAUACUCUCCAUCAUGCCCGCACUGCCAAAAGAUCGCUCCUACAUGGCAGACCUUGUAUGAAUAUUACUACACUUCCAACCCUUUGUCUUCGUCAUCGUCCAAGUCGCCCGAUACCGAUUCCUUGAACUCUUUCCAUGGCUUCUAUAACUUCCACUUUGCGGAGAUGAACUGUCUUGCGCAUGGCGAUCUCUGCCGGAAACUUGACGUCAAGUAUUUCCCCACGUUUGCCCUAUACCACAACGGUGAACUGGUUGAGCAGUACACUGGAAAGAAAAGUAUGGAAGGGCUCAGCGAAUAUGUUGAGGACAAGCUGGAGCAGAUCAAGCCUGGGUCUCGGCCUGCGCAAGGCCUGAAUCUUCCCAAGCCGGGCGACAAGGGGGUGGAUACCAAGGCUGAGCCGGACACCCCUGUUGCUAAGGAUAAGGAUCGUGAGGCGGGUGCCAAGGCUGGAGAGAAACACAACGAGCAGGCUGCGCAACUGACCGUCGAAGAUGAACCCGCUGAUAAGACGUCAUCCAAAUCUAAGCCCAAAGCGAAGCCGGCCCCCGCAAACCCUCAGGGUAUUUCUGUCCCCCUCACCGCGGAAAGCUUCCAGAAGCUUGUCACUACCACUCGAGACCCUUGGUUCAUCAAGUUCUAUGCGCCAUGGUGCCACCACUGUCAGGCAUUGGCUCCUAACUGGAGGGAAAUGGCCAAGGAGAUGCAAGGUGUUCUCAACGUUGGAGAGGUGAACUGUGAUGUGGAAUCCCGGCUUUGCAAAGAUGCCCGAGUUAGCGCCUUCCCGACGAUGUAUUUCUUCCGUGGCGGUGAAAGAGUUGAAUAUACUGGUCUGCGUGGCCUCGGAGAUCUAAUCAGCUAUGCCAAGACGGCUGUUGAUGUGGGAUCCGGUGUUCAGGAUGUCGAUGCCACCACUUUCAAGGAGUUGGAAGAGAAAGAAGACGUCAUCUUCCUGUACUUUUAUGAUCACGCGACCACCUCGGAAGACUUUGAAGCUCUGGAGCGUCUGACCCUUAGCUUGGUCGGCCAUGCUAGGCUUGUCAAAACGAACAGCGCUGCUCUUGCUGAAAGGUUCAAGAUCUCGACCUGGCCACGCCUUCUUGUGUCCCGGGAUAGCCGUCCCAGUUACUAUAAUGCGCUUGCUCCGAAGGACAUGCGAGACUUUCGCCAGAUUCUGAACUGGAUGCGCACUGUGUGGCUGCCCAUUGUUCCCGAACUCACCGCCUCCAACGCACAGGAGAUCAUGGACGGCAAGUACGUGGUUCUUGGUAUUCUGAGUCGAAAGCACUCAGAUGAGUUUUUGCAAUCCAAGAGGGAGCUCAAGAAUGCUGCCCUCGAAUGGAUGGACAAGCAGACGCAGCUGUUCCAGUUGGAGCGUGCAGAGCUGCGCGAUGCCAAGCAGCUGCGGAUCGAGGAGGCCGAAGACCGUAACGACCAGCGUGCCCUACGUGCAGCCAAGAACAUGCGCAUCACCAUCCGUGAAGAUGACAAGAAACAGGUCGGUUUCGCUUGGAUCGAUGGUGAUUUCUGGGAGCGGUGGCUGAGAACCACUUAUGGUAUCGAUGUCGAGAAUGGCGAACGCGUGAUUAUCAAUGACCAAGAUAACCGACGCUAUUGGGAUACGUCUUCCAGCGGGGCAUCCAUCAUGGCCUCCCGGACUUCUAUCCUUGAGACCAUUCCCUUGGUCAUCGCAAACCCACCGAAGCUUACACCGAAGUCCACCGUGGGUACCUUCGAGUCUGUCUUCUUCUUCACUCGGUCUUUCAUCAGUGGUCACCCGAUAAUUUUCUUCAUCCUACUGACCCUCUCGGUUGCUGGAGCCACAUUCCUGGCCCGGGGAAGAGCUGCUAGACGUGGGGGCCGUGGCGGCAUUCUCGGCGUCACUGGUAACACUGGCGGUGGUUUCUUCAAUCUUGAUGGAAAGGAAGGUCUUCUGAAUGGUGGUUCGACGGGCAAGGUAGAUUGAGUCUGUUAGGGGUAUUGUACAGUUACAUCAUUUAUAUUUCUUCCUCGCCCCUAAUUUCGUGUCUAUCUUCAACUUUUAUUGGUUUGUUUUACAUUCACCAGAGUCUGGUUUCUUGAUACGACGGCUCUCUCUUAUCCUUUCUUCUGUUUUCCUCUUUCGAGUGGUGUUAGAAACAGGCCUUGCUGUACACAAUCUACUUUGAUCCUUCCAUUCUCCCCUGUCAACCAUACGCAGAAGAGAAAAAAGUGUGCUUAACGUGUCGGUACUUUCUUAGGGCUUGGACUCGCAAGCUUGCAUUGCGGGUUACUGUCGGCUUUACUACUGUAGUCCAACUGCUACUGAUGAACUUUAUCAGAAACACUACGCUGAUUGUAUGAUAUAGCAGUAGCUUAAUUCUCGG